AUGCUCGGAGAAGUGACCCAACAUGCACAGGUCUGUGGCUUUGGGACCUGCAUCUUCCUGCAGCUCUCCAAUUCGCUAGUGCACAUUGUCACUGAUGGGCUCAUCACCUGUUGGGGUUCCCUUUACCUUGAUGGACACGGAGAAGAGGAGUACAACUUGUCACGGCCACUGUACAUCUCAGAAGUACGACUCCAGCAACUGACACAGUUGGUGCGAGAGGCUUCCUUCGAUUUCGAGUCGCGUUUGAAGUGGAAGAAGGUGAUUUUCGUGCCUUGGCUCAGGGGAGUCGGAGCGAGCUUGUGUAUGCUGUGUCCUGGUGUACGAACUUCCUUGACCAAUCGAUGCUGCUGCAAAGGUGUAAGCAGCCCGACUGAUGCUGUCGAACACCCGCUUGUACAAAAGUUAAUGAUCAGCUUUGAUCCCAAGGUGUGUCGAUAA
This is a messenger RNA of Symbiodinium natans, 438 nucleotides long. NCBI's taxonomy places the organism in Eukaryota, Dinophyceae, Suessiales, Symbiodiniaceae. The record is from the annotation of a GenBank genome assembly.